GGCUGUGGCGGGGAACGCGGCAGUGCCGGGGGUGCAGUGACCGCGGCCAACGGCCUCGGGGCCGUCAUAUCCCCGUACCUGCUUUUCCCUCCCCGGUCCGCCUUUCCCUCCCGGGGCUGCCAGCCCCCCGUUCCCGCCCUUCCCUCCGCGGUCCGCCUUUCCCAGUGUGCUUGCCUUUCCCUCCCGGUGCCGCUAUCCCCACCGUGUGCGCCUUUCCCCUUAGUGCCGACACCCCCUGGUGCCGCUACCCGCCCUGUGUCUGCUUUUGCCCCCCGGUGCCGUCAUGCCAGGCCCACCCUGCGGGUCCCUGCUCGACUACAAGACUGCCAAAUUCUCGCUGACGCGGAACCGGCGGGUGGGGCUGCUGCACCGGCUGCUGCAGCUGAGCGCACUUGGCUACUUGCUGGGGUGGGUGCUGCUGCUGCGGAAGGGGUACCAGGAGCGCGAUGCGGCCCCGCGUGUCGCCAUGGUCACCAAGGUGAAGGGGGCGGCGGCCGCCGAGGCCGCGGGCCGGCGGCUCUGGGACGCUGCGGAUCUCACCUGGCCCCCGCAGGGAGAAAAUGUGCUCUUCCUGGUGACCAAUUUCAUUGCCACAAUCCAGCAAGCCCAAGGCACCUGCCCCGAGAGCCCCUCUGUCCUUGACGGGAUGUGCACAGAAGACGCAGAUUGUCCCAUGGGAAACCCUGUGGUCCAUGGCAAUGGGAUAAAAACCGGGAAAUGUUUGAUGUUCAAUGCCACCUGUUCCACCUGUGAGAUCUAUGGCUGGUGCCCUGUGGAGAAUGGCACCCUGCCCAGGAAACUUCUUCUGGCCGAGACGGAGAAUUUCACUCUUUUUAUAAAAAAUACUGUCCACUUCACCAAAUUUAACUUCUCCAAGUGCAACACUUUACAAACUACUGACCCCAGCUAUUUCAAGACCUGCACAUAUGAUCCAAUCUUCAACCCCUCCUGCCCUGUGUUCCGUGUCCGUGACAUGGUGGAGGCAGCUGGAGAGAACUUUGGAGACCUUGCACUACUGGGGGGAAGCAUCAGAGUUCUUAUCGAGUGGAACUGUGACCUGGACCGUGCUGCUGCCCAGUGCCAGCCACAGUACUCCUUCAGCCUGCAGGACACAAGGUACAAUUUCAGAACUGCCUCCUACUACUGGGGCUCUCAGCAGCAGCUCUACCGGAACUUGCUGAAGCUUUACGGGAUCCGCUUUGACGUCUCCGUGCACGGCCAGGCUGGGAAGUUCAGCAUUGUUCCUACUGCCGUGAGCUUUGGCACCAGCAUCGCCUUCUUUGGUGCUGCUACAAUGGUCUGUGACCUGGUUCUGCUCUACCUGGAUGCAAAGGCUGACCUUUAUUGGAAGGAGAAGUUUGAGGAGAACCCCACAUGAAGAGAGGCGCUGAAUGGUGCCAGUGCCGCGGCAGCCGCAACUACCCACACAGUGGUGGCGGGGACCACGUGGCCAGUGACGAAAACAUGGCGAGUGAUUCCCCGAUACAGAACUUAGAUGAGAUCAACUUCUCAGCACUGCGAAAUCUUGCAAAAAUCUUUGAACUGGAAUUUGUUGGCAAUGGUACUUACAAGCAGCAAAUUUUUUUCCUCCUAGUCGGAGAAAGAGGAGGAAGUGAGGACAUGUGGAGAAAAACAAUAUGGUGACACCAAGGUCAGUGGAAAGAAAGAGGGAGAGGAGGUGCUCUAAAUGUCAGAGUUGAGAUUUCUCUGCAAGCUGUGGUGAGGACUAUAAUAAACAAAUUGUCUCCCUGUAAUUCAUGAAGUCCAUGGGGGGAUGCAGAGAACCACUCACAGACUGUGGGAAAAGGUGCUCACGCCAGAGCAGGUGGAUGCUGCAAAAGCUGUAAUCCAGUGGAAGACCUGAACGGAGAAAGAGGGCCCUUGCUUCCAGAGAUAAAGAGGACUCUUGCUUCCAAACUAGAGCAGCUUAUCUUUAGAAGACUACACCCCAUGGACUAAUGACCCAAGCCUGCAGUUUUGGGAAAACUGCUUUGCCAAUGGGAGGGACUCAUGUUACAGCAGGUUGGGGGGGACUGAUACUCAUGAAAUUAGAACCACGCUGGAGAAGUUCACAGACAACUGUCUCCCAUGGGGAGGACCCCACAGCACAGCAGGAAAAAGAGACUCCUUUCCCUAAGCGAACUGAAGAAAGGUUUCGAGUGAAGAACUGACCAAAACCCUCACGCCCUGUCUCCUUGCACUGUUGGUGGGAAGGAGGGAGGGGCUGGGGGGGGAAAAGGUAUUUUAAAGGCUUCUUUUAUUCCUCAUUAUCCUCCUCUGACUCUGUUAAGAAUAAAUUUACUUUAUACCUUUAGGUUUGAACCUGUUUUGCCCUUAGAGUGUUUUCUCCUAAUCCUUAUCUCAACUCAUGAACCCUUCGUUAUGAUUUUCAUGAGUACCUGAUAUUUUAACCAAUAUCAAAUGACAGCACAAUGCCAGGGAGCAGAGGGAAUAUGAGAAAGCCUGUCCCUGGGCUCCUCUGUGCUGGUGAUGAGGCAUUGUUAGGCAAAGCUUGGCAAGAAUGCUGACAGAUGAAGGCACAAUAGGCAGCAUAAGAUACACACACUUCAAAAUGUUCAAUACAAGUCUCUCUGUUGGCAGUUGUCUCAUUCUUGCUCUGGAGGGUUUGGAAAUUUCCUGAGAAUCUGGAAAAGGCUUUUUUCUGCAAAGUACCUACCAUGCAUGUGGGCCAUCUGCCAGUGGGGGACAUUCACCUUCUUGUUAUUCCUCAAGGCCAGUGGAAAUGUGACAGCAUCUCCAGCAGCAAAGACCCCUGGGAUGUUGGUCUGCAUCAUCUGCAGGGGGGAACAGAGGUGGGCAUUAGUGGGGUUUGCACUCUACGUGAACAGAAACUCCAGAGCUGGAGUGGUCCAGUGCUGCCACAAUCCCCCAGAACACAGGGAAAACCUCUGCCUGGCUGCGGGACCCCCAGGGGAGAUUUCAUUCAGCCUUCUUCACUUUCAAAUGAGAACACACAGGCAGGGACCUACAGUAUCCCUUGGCCAGUGGGUUAUAGAGUAAAAAGAGAUAUGGACUGGUGUCCUGGAGCCCCUCUCAGAAGUCUGAAAUUUGUUGGUGUUUGCAGAUAGAGCCCAGCUUAUUGCAGGCAUGAGCAUAAGCUCAGUGGCACUGAGCCCUACCUCCCAACACACUCCUUUGCCCAUUGCACCAACUCCCACCAGCUCCAACACUGCUCCCAUCACAGUCACUGGUGGUAGGGAGAAAGGAUGAGAUCCUUUAGGAUCCUUGAAAAGAUGGAUCUUUCUCAUUUUUUUCCCCUUUAAAUAUCCACAGCACUCCAGGACAGCUCAGAGCCAGACCCAAGCCAGAGCAUCCAGGUCUCAGGUUUGCACACCCCCAUUUGCAGAGGGGGGUCCCAGGCACUCCUGGUGACGCUCCCAGAAUCUUAGCAUCUCACUGAAUAUCCUGAGAUGAAAGGGAACCCGCAAGGGUCAUCAAGUCCAGUUCCUGGCCCUGCACAGGCCAACCCAAAGAAUUCCAAAAUUCCAAUUCUGCCAAUCUUAGCAGAUAAAAGGCCAUGAAAAGCCCCUGGCAGCAGUUUGGAACCCUAGGGAAGGUCAUCCAUCAGAAGAGCUGACCCCGCUCCUCCUGCUCUCCCUCCUGUGGGGGCUGCCCCUGGGCUCACCUUGUUGACCACGAUGAAGCCCUUGGAGUCAAUGUUGAUGCCACUCUGCUUGAGGAAGCCUGUCGCUGGGACUGCGCCUGGGGGAGAAGCCAAAGGCUGCUGCUGCAGUAUCUGGUGUUGCACAGCCCUGGAGGAUGAUCCCAAAGCUAGCAGGUCCCCUCCUGCCAGGACAGUGGGGCUGCCCCCAGGGACAGGCAGCAGCUGCUCUGGGAGUGUGGAGCAGGGCCAGGUAUCCUAUAGAGCCCCCACUGCAUCAGCCUCUGGCCCCCCAGGAUCCCUGUCCUGCCCAAGCCACCAGUGUAACCUGCCCACCGCCCUUUUCCUUUUCUAGUGCUUGGAGAUAAUUUUCAAUUUAAUUCUCCUUUAUAGAUAUUUUGAAAAAAAUUAUAUUUAGAACGGAACCUUCGAGUUUCCAGCCAGGGCUCCUCAGCCUCCCCCCAGUCUGUACAUUUCCUUCACCUUCCUUCUCCUUUUUUCAUCAUUUUUUUACCUCUAGCCUUUUCACAAAUCAGAGUAGCCAAUAAAAACAACAAAACCAAAAUUAAACUAAUUCUGCUGCAUUUUGAAAAGAGGGGAGGAAAGGGAAUUCCCCCUCCCCACCCCCCCCCCCUCCCCCCCCGCAAGUGUACAGGAGAAAAAUAUCAUAUUCUAUGGGGUAUUUUUUUAUGUUUUAGUAUGAGAUACAUUUUUGGUUGUUGUCAGCAGCAAUUAAAAAGAAAAAAAAACACAUUAAAAAAAUUCUGUUUGGGGAAGCUUUAAUAAAAAACAGCUUGAGAGGAUGAAA
Molecule: messenger RNA, 4430 nt
Organism: Corvus hawaiiensis (hawaiian crow)
Lineage: Eukaryota; Metazoa; Chordata; Aves; Passeriformes; Corvidae
Gene: P2RX6
Product: purinergic receptor P2X 6
Exons: 12
Coding region: 284-1378 (364 amino acids)
Biological process (GO): monoatomic cation transmembrane transport; response to ATP
Cellular component (GO): nuclear inner membrane; plasma membrane
Molecular function (GO): extracellularly ATP-gated monoatomic cation channel activity; ATP binding; purinergic nucleotide receptor activity
Source: RefSeq, a predicted model, not a curated record